AACUUUUCGCCUUCCUUACUAUCCCUACUACGUGUACUUGAGAUCGAACCUUUCUCAUUUCAAACGUGAUCUGAAUUAGUUAAUUUAGUUAAGUUUACCUGUAUUAAGAUUGAAAAUUGUAAUACUUACUUGUAACAUUGAGAUUGAUAUUCAUCAUUUUUAAAUAAAAAUCUAUUAAGUAAUAUAAUAUUUUAGUGAUCGAAGUAAAUCUAGCAAUUUUCCGACAUGGCGGAGGUCAAUUUAAGGAUCAUUCCUAGUGAAUUUAUUAAAAUAAUUCCUAUGUUUAAUGGCGAUGGACGGCACAUAAACUUAUUUUUAAGGAAAUGUGAAUACAUUAUUGAAAGGUUUCGAGGUGAUCAAGCUCAAAAUGAGUAUGUUAUGCAAGUAAUCACGAGCAGGCUUACUGAUAAUGCAGCUGCGUUGAUUAGCGAGCGUUCGGAUGUAGAGACGUGGGCGGAAUUCAAGGAAUUACUGCAGAUACACUUUGGGGAUCCGCGCAGUGAAGAGUGCAUUGCCAUGACUUUAGAAUCGCUAAAGAUAAAAACAGGUGAAACUUACUUAGAAUUUUGUAACCGUGUGAAAUCGAUAAGGGCCAACCUUAUUGCUAAGGUUAACUUGUUGGAUGAUGUUCAAAUGAGGAGUAGUAAAAUUACUAUUUAUAAUAAAUUGGCGCUUAACGUCUUCUUGUUUAACUUGCCGGAAAAUAUGGUCAGGAUUGUACGACUCCACGGACCCAAUACGCUGGAGGACGCCCUCAGCGUGGUACUCGAGGAAGUGAAUUUUCACGAACAAUAUCAGGCUAAAAAUAAAACUAACACAUCUGCGAUUGCUAAGCCUCAAGCGCCCCUCGUACCUACCCCGCAACAAUCCACCUCAUUUGUCUCAACACCUCAGUUCAAAUUUGGCAAUAAUUUACCUGUUCAGAACCAGGGUUUUGGUUCACGAACCUUUAUGCCCAAUCAAAACACAAAUACUCAAAAUCAAUUUAAAUUCGGCAUCCCUCAAUUUAAAUUUGGCAUUCCCCAGUCUAGAUUUCCAAUACCGCAUCAAUUCCAAAAUCGUCCAGUACAGACUACACAGUUUGGAUACAGGCCGCAGUUCAACCCGCAAGCAGGUCGCCCUGCACCCUAUGGCUAUAGACCAGUAGGCUUACAACAGUUACCCCCUAUGCGACCUCAACAAUUCGGUCAACAACAAGGUUAUAGACCUCCACAACAAGUUGCUCAACCGUCAUUCCCCUCGGAUGUUACCAUGCGCACCGCACCCCCUUUGAAACAUAGCUUCCAUGUAAAUGAAACCGAACUUUAUGAAACCGAUUACCCGUAUUAUAUGGAAGACCCUUACGUACCUGAGUAUAACUCAUACAAUGAAGACUCUUCAUAUUAUUAUAAUUCGUGUUCAUUUGAUACAGACGAACAAUGCACGCCCACGCUCGCCUUAGAGGAAGCGAGUGCAGAUAAGACAGAAUGCGCUAUGAGUGCAUACGACUCCAACCAAGAUGAUAACAAGCAGACGCGAAAUUUUCACGUACACGCCUCGAUAGGCGCGAGGAAAAAAUAGAGUUAAAUUGUGAUAUAAA
Molecule: messenger RNA, 1579 nt
Organism: Pectinophora gossypiella (pink bollworm)
Lineage: Eukaryota; Metazoa; Arthropoda; Insecta; Lepidoptera; Gelechiidae
Exons: 1
Coding region: 226-1560 (444 amino acids)
Source: RefSeq, a predicted model, not a curated record